Messenger RNA from Pungitius pungitius (ninespine stickleback), 785 nucleotides. Its product is annotated as pancreatic progenitor cell differentiation and proliferation factor A. Gene Ontology annotation, biological process: multicellular organism development; cell differentiation. Bases 184 to 543 code for a protein of 119 amino acids. The record is from RefSeq and is a predicted model, not a curated record. NCBI's taxonomy places the organism in Eukaryota, Metazoa, Chordata, Actinopteri, Perciformes, Gasterosteidae. The transcript is spliced from 5 exons.
CACGUGCGGGCAAAGCCCCUAUAAAACUCGGUCCUUCUACAGGGGGGCAGUCAGUGCUGUAGAAUCGUCUACUAAAUGGGCCAUCGUCACAGUUAGCGCUAUUACGCGCCCUUCGACCACGUCCUGAUCUUAAAGGUUUCCAUUUUCCACCCGUGAGCAUUUUUCCAGCUAACGGCAUCAGAAAUGGCAGCAAUUCCAUCCACUGGCUCCCUCAUCGCCACGCAUGAUUACUAUAGAAGGCGCCUCGGGUCCAACUCCAGCAACAGCUCCUGUGGGAGUGCGGAGUACACAGGAGAGGUGAUUCCACAUCCCCCAGGUCUUCAAAGGCAAGAUUCUGGCCACUGGUGGACUUCAUUUUUCUUUGCCAAACAGAACCAGCCCGGCAUGCCGACCGGAUCGGACGCUCAAAAGAACAGCACGUACACGUUGGCCGACGGUCAGGUGACCUGUGUCGCCAGGGAAAUGGUUUUGAACCGGAAGCUCAGUGUGAGCAGCGACAACGGAAAGUCCGACACCUCCAACCCUCCACCUACUUCUGCCUAGACUCCACCCUCACCUGCCUGCACCCCCACCUCACAUCCACCCCCCCCCCCCCCCCCAUCCCGCAGCUCGUCAACCAUCACUUAGUCCACGUCACUGGAGAUGAUGAUGGGUUUUUUUAGUCGAUGGUUUUUGCCCAUGUAUAGUAUAUUUUUGUUAUGACCAAAAGUUUAAAAAAGUACUUUUUUUUCAUUUUGUUCUUGUGACUUUAAACUGUUAAUAAUAAAAAAAAUGCUUACAGUCAG